AUGUUUCGCCUCGCGCAGCUCGCACGGCGAGGCAAGCGGCGAAUUGUGCCGCACACAAUCGCCUCGCUCCCGGCCCCGUCGCUGCGCGGCGGCUGGGGGAAAAUCGGCGACAUGUCGCCGGAGGACAGGCGCGAGGUGCUGGAGGGCGCAUGGCGGCACGCGAAGCCCGUGCAGCUUUUGCCAGACGCCUCCGACCGCGACGCGGGCGGCUUCGUGGAGGGGGUGAGUUUCCGAACCGACGAGGAGGCGCAGGCGUUUCUCGCGGAGGAGAUGCGGGCGGACCGCGCCGAGCACGACGUUCCUGUUCUUCAACUGGCGCGGAGCUUUUUUGAGGAGUUGGCGGCGGCGGCGGACAGCGAGGUGGACAUGGAGAGUGCGCUGGAUACCACCGCCGCCGCUGACGCGGAACGUGCGGAGGAGGAGCGCGACGUGCAUCGUCGCUUCUUCGCGGACUUUUACGUGCAGCAGGGAAUCAUCCGCGCGGAGGAGGCGUGGAAGUUUGUGGACGCCAUGCUUCGCCCCCCAGCAGCGAUGGCGAUGGUGAAUGCGGGGAUGCCGUUUGUGCGUCUCAUGCUGCGGUGCCAGUUGGAGCAGCACCUGCGGGCGACGCAGCAGAGCGGCGUCGUCUUUUUGCCGCACCCCGUCUGCCCGCUGGUGUACGUGAUGGAGGCGGGGCCCGCCCCGCGCGGGGCGCAGAAGGCAUUGGCUGCGCCUGCCUGCGACGACGCCAACGCACCACCGACGUGCCUUUCCGUCGAGGCGGAGGCGGAGGCGGCGCCGGGGAGUAUCGAGAUGGACCUUAUGGAGGCACUAUUAAGCGAUGGGUCCGGCGUCCACGCGAUUCCGACUGCUCACGCAGCGAAAGACGCAGAGGCGGAGGGGGAGAAGAGCCCUGCUGGCGCGCUCACACCGGAGUCGGUUGGUGAGGCGGCGUUGGCGUUGCCUCCAAGGGUCCCGUGCGCCCCACUCUCCAUUGGCCACCUCUACUGGCUGCAGCGACAAGUGGCUGCAGCUACCCUUAUUGAUAUGGACGUGCUCGGCGUGCUGCUUCCCCUGCUUUUUGGACGCUGCCGCAAGGAGGGCAGUUCAACUAUUAUUUUAGACAUGUCUUCGCGUUCCCGCAAGGUGCAGCACUACGCCUACGGUCAGGACAUUGCCGGGCAUGUUGGAAUUUCACGUGCCGAUGUGGCGGAGGCGGGGGGAGAAAAGGCUUCAGAAACGGUCAUCGUCUCUCUUCUUUUGCCUAAACCUGCAUGGAGAAAACCGCGACGUCACCGUGACGCGUUGCAAAGCCCAAAGGCCACUUUGGAGGAAGUGCCUGCAGGCGAACCGACAUUUGGCAUGGGGCAUUUGCGCACCGCAGGUUACCAUGUGGGGAUUGAGAAUCGUGUCACGGCGUAUGGCUCCCCACAACACCUGUGGGACGCGUUGCGUGCAAAGUGUGAUGCCGUGCUUUGCUGUCCGGCUACAACGGCAGACGGGCGUAGGCCGCGCGCGGUGUUGGGGAUCAGCGCCGAGGAGGAAGAAACAGGAGCCGUCGCCAAUCGAUUUGUCUCUGUCUGCUCGAACGUCAUGAAGUUGUUUCCACGCCUGAGACGGGAGCUCGCGCAGGCGUUGGAGUAUGCCCGCUCCCACGGGGGCUUAGUUGUGUACGCGACAGACAGCAUGAACCCGCUUGAAAACGAGGCUGUUAUCUGCUCUGUUCUCACGGAGUUCAAGCGGAAAUACCCGGGGCGUGAGUACCGUCCCGUUUCUCUACUGGAGCGUCUUACAGAAGAGGACGCCGAAGUCUUGCGCUCCUGCAUGGCGCAGGGCCAACCGGGGCUGAGUACGUGGGUCCCAAUGCAGGAUGGGCCUCGGGAGCAGGAGCCGUCCUACUGCGAUGAGGAAAUUGCGUCGAUGGUCGCGCGUUACUCAUGGCGCGCCGCGCCACUGCGUAGCGACGGUGACGUCUGCUUUGUCUGUGCGAUUGAGAUUCAUGAGGGCGCUUCCAGUUUGCCGCCGUCGCCGCCGCCGCUGUCCUUGACCAGGAAGACUGAAACUCCAGCCCUCUCCGCCUUCCCUUGGCUGGACACCGCGAGGCUGCACGACCGCUGGGGCCUGCUCAUCCACCAUCGCGAGGAAGAAAAUGAGUUUGUGGCUGCCACCCCGGCGACGCUUCGCACGAUUAACUCUUUGAAUUCGACACGGCGCGAGCGUGGCUAUGAAAUCAUUGACUACGGUGCGUGCCUACAUUCUCCUUCCGAGUCGCACUCGCAGGCGCAGGAAGGCGUCAUUAGUCCUUCGUUGAGUGGGACGCUGUUGGCGCUCGCACUUUGUGACUCCACACACGUGAAUUGCCGAUCCUCCCGCGUCCUGGAAAUUCCCGUCGUGGCCCUCCUGGAGCUGCUACACACCAGGCGUAUUUCGUUGCGACGUGUGGGUGCGCUGCUGGGUGGGGUUCCACCAGCGUGGGAUGCACUUGCCCUGGCUGAAGGGGUGUCGAACGUGUUUCUAAAAGCCGCAUCGCCCGCAGUGGGGGAGCCAGAAAGGGCUGACAUGGAACUACAUGAGGCCGUGAGGAACGAGCUGGAUAAGCUGGUGGUGGUGGCUCAGGCACAAAGGCGCCGCUGUCCGCGGACGCGGACGAACACGGCCGUUCUGACCUUGGCGUGCGCCACGACGCGCGAGCGCGGCGAAUUGGAGGCGCGUGUGGUGGCGAUCGGGGACGCGCUGCGCUACCUGCUGCGCCGCCUGGGCCACCCCGCGGCGGUGUGGGGAGCCACUGGCUGUGCCAGCGAGGAGGGGCCGCAGGUGCGGGAGGACGAGUACGAGGUGGUGGGGCCGCCUCCCUCCGCCGCCGCUUCUUCUGCUUCUGCCUCCGCGUACACGGAGGGUGAUGCCCACGACUUGCUUGGCCGCCGGGAGAGUUCGCACCAGAGGAGGAGCCUUCAGAAAUUGGGCCGCACGCUGCGCUUGCUGGGCGGCACUGCCGACGACGGCCCGGUAAGUGACUGGGAGAGGGAUCUGCGGCACACACACCGUGGGAGCCGUUCGGCCGCGACCUCAGCUUCCUUGCGCGGCGCCUGA
This is a messenger RNA of Trypanosoma conorhini, 3069 nucleotides long. RefSeq lists its product as uncharacterized. The record is from RefSeq and is a predicted model, not a curated record. Gene Ontology annotation, molecular function: methyltransferase activity. The coding region runs from base 1 to 3069 and encodes 1022 amino acids. The transcript has a single exon. Gene Ontology annotation, biological process: RNA methylation. Lineage: Eukaryota; Euglenozoa; Kinetoplastea; Trypanosomatida; Trypanosomatidae.